AAUGGGGCCUGCGAGCGUACGGGCGCGUGUACGUGGGCGCGUGGCUAUUAAUUGCCCGGCUGCGAGCCUGCGUGGCUGCGUAAGGGAGGGUUGCGCACCUGCUCAUUCGUGCGUACGUGCGUACGAGGGUACGAGUCUGCGCACAAGAGGGGCGUCAGCAUCUCUGCCAGCUCAUCCGGGUGAAGGACAGCUGUCGGCUGCGCCCUGUGCUCGGUGCCCGGGCGGCGGAGUGAGUGUCGACGGCGCUGAGGCAGCCACGACGCGGGCCGGGCGCUCUGUCCUCUCUCCGCGGAGCGCGUCGUCUCGUAGCCUGGGCGUGGGAGGCGGUGGUCCUGCCGCGGGUGUCCUCACGAGACCACGGGGAGGCGGAGGACUGUCCUGCCAUGUGGCCGCCGCCUGGUCAGCCGAGCGGGCCCUUGACUCGCUCGGCGGGACCCGCUCCGCCAGUCCGAAGGAAGUCGGAACCCGUCAGGCGCAUGCCAGCAGCUCUGCCCUCGGCGCGCAAGGUUACCUCUGGGCUGGGGUUUCCCGGACCCUGUGCCUGGGAGCACCAGCAGAGUGGCGGAGGCCACCCUUCUCGGCCCCGGCCCCGACUCCGCCACCGUCACGCACCCACCAUCCUUCCACGGGCGUGGAGCAGCGACGUUCGUCUGGGCCUAGAAGCGCCAGUGUGCAGGUCCACGCGCACCGGUGCGCCGCCGUUCCUGUGCUCAGCGCCACCCGCAUGGCCCUUGGUGAAGAAGCCAAGACAAGUGGGAAAGCGCGUCAUCCCAAGUCCACAGAACAGGCCGUGGAAGGUCCGAGGAGCUCUGGGAAGAUGACGUUCGGCUGCCUGUCCUUCCGGCAGCCUUAUGCAGGUUUCGUAUUAAACGGGGUCAAGACGGUGGAGACGCGCUGGCAUCCGCUGCUGAGCGGCUACCGCAGCUGUACCAUCGCCAUCCACAUUGCUGUCCGGGACUGGGAAGAUGCCACCUGGAGGAAGCUGCUGGUGGACAGGCUGGGGGUGACCCCCGCUCAGCUCGAGGCCUUGCUUCGGGAAGGGGAGAAGUACGGCCGUGGAGUGGUAGCUGGGCUCGUGGACAUUGGGGACACUGUGCGGUGCCCAGAACUACUAGCUCCUGACGAGGCUGCACACCUAGAAAGCCAAGCCGUGCUGGCGGACCUGAAGCACAAGUACCUGACCACCCUGGCCAACCCCAGGUGGCUACUGGAGCCCAUCCCCAGGAGAGGCGGGAAGGACGUCUUCCAGGUAGACAUCCCAGAGCACCUGAUCCCCUCAGGCGGGAGGCCUGACGAGCAUGGGCGCCUCAGAGGAAGGUUGCCAAGAGAGCAGGCCGAUCAGGACCCGUCAGCCGGCCCCGCACCGCGCAUGCUCGAGUCGGCUGCGAGGUGUAUCGGCAGCGCCAUGGACAGCGCUGCCCAGAGUGUGCUGCUGCCCUAAGCAGGUCCCCACUCGGCUGCAGGGGAUGGGGGAGCGGGACUGUCCUUGUGGGACACCCCCUGGGCUGGCGACAGAGGCUCAGGGACUCUGACCUUUAGGGCAGAGGGAAAGCUGCCAGUGAAUGGCUUUGUGCUGCCACCAAUUUUGGUCCGGCUGAUUCCUGGAGCGUACAAAGAAGUGUGUUUUAAGCGACCUGCUUCGUGCGCUCCCCUCUCUGGUCAAAAUUCGUGGAAGGCUCGACCAGCACCCGGGGGACAAGUGGGCGCCGAAUGAUGGCCCGAGAGAGGCCAGCCGUGGACAGCCUCGUUCACGAACAAGAGGACAUCAGGCUUAGAAGUGGAUCGAGCACCUGUCCGUCCUUGCUUGUGACUCUCGCCGCAUUGUGACAGUGUCUGCUGGCUCAUGAAGCAUGCGUGCUGGACCUGUCCCCCCAGCUACUUGAUGUCCAAGGAAGGGGCCCUAAGUACAGCUCUGACGAAAAAGUG
Manis pentadactyla (Chinese pangolin) is the source of this 1926-nucleotide messenger RNA. RefSeq names its product protein EOLA1-like. The transcript has 4 exons. The record is from RefSeq and is a predicted model, not a curated record. NCBI's taxonomy places the organism in Eukaryota, Metazoa, Chordata, Mammalia, Pholidota, Manidae. The coding region runs from base 2 to 1441 and encodes 479 amino acids.